ACAGAGCGUCGGAUUCACGGCGUCGUGUAGUGUGUUGUGCAUUGCCGCUCGGGUGACGGAGGCCUGAAUGAAGGGAAAACGACACACACCUUUCUGUGCUUUCUUCCUUGCACUCUGGAGAGCAAUGUACCUUAAAGGAAGCGAGGAAGGAAGUUGAAACCAUUCUCUCGUAGGCGCUUACGUGCUCUGUUCGCAGCGCGAAUAAUCGGUCAUUACUAUGGCAGUCAGAGUCGGUCUUUGCAUGUUGAAGGAAAACCGCGCCAUUCUUCGAUGAGUGGUCGUGCGACAAAGGUGUUGUCGAUUGAGCAGGCGUGAAUUAAAGGUGCGAUUAAUCAAAAUUGAGCAGCAUGAAGACUGGCAUCAACAUCUUCCUCUGGUGGAUGAUAAGCUUCUGCUACUGCUGUUCGCUGGCAGCGGUUGGAUGUGGAAAUUCAAACUUGUACGGAACUUUGAAUCUUCCAAAGCUUUAUGAGUACGAUGACUUCGAUGCGUGCAGAAGAGGAAAUCCUCAUUUUCAGUACUGUGUGGUGCAAGCAACUAUUCAGCCGGAUCAGUAUUCGAAUCUGUGGCGUAAUAUCAGUCACCUGUCGGAGAAUACACGGAAUUUUCCCCGUCAUCAGCUCGAGCGCGGCCUCUGCUUACGCGAUUGUUUGCGAACAUUAUUCCGGUCCAGUGAGGCUGACAUUGACCGGCUCGAGAUUGCAGGCACAACCGAGACGACCCGGGUGGACUACCUUAACCAGUGUGUCAACCUGGUGCUUCACGAUGAUCAUGGCCUUUACGCAUCGUCCAAAAUCAUUCAUUGCAUGUCGGAAGCAGAUUUCACCCGCAAGCUGGACCAAGCGGAAAAAUUAUUCAUCGGAGUGCUGCUGGUACUUGGGCUGCUAGUUUCGGUCGCGACGCAGCGGCAUUUCGAGGGAAAGGAGGGAAAAUAUGACGCCUUCAUCAAACCAUUUGCUCUUCAGAAAAACCUAAAUGAAUUAUUUAAUAUGACGGAUCGUGGAAACCUCCUUCAUUUGGAAGGCCUCCGUGCGAUCAGUAUGUUGAUUAUAAUCGUUGUUCAUUCAUCGUUACCCAUGAUCCGGAUGCCUUUGAAAAACCCCGAGGAUAUGGAACAGCAAACUAACAGCUUCAUGUUUCCGUUCAUAAAUUCCGGAAACACGCAUAUGAUCCAAAUGUUCUUCACGCUCGGCGGAAUGACACUCGCCGUCAGCACGCUGAAUCACAUUGACAAAUCUACGCAUGUCGAUUUCCGUUAUCUGUGGAAGAAAUUUUUGAAUCGACUGGCGCGCCUAAUGCCCGCCUACGCCUUUGUGAUAUUCUACCAAGCGACACUGUUCAAGCGCACGAAGCUGACGCCGGUUGCGUACAAGUUUGUGGACUACUGCGAUGCCCACUGGUGGACGAAUUUGCUUUUCAUCAACAACGUCGUUCAUUUGGACAAACCUUGUUUGCAGUAUGGCUGGUACUUGGGAGCUGAUUUCCAGCUAUUCCUGAUUGGAAUGGCAAUCAUGGUUCUGAUAUGGAAAUUUCCCCAUCUCAAAAAAGCCAUUGCUGGAGCAAUGAUUCUGGUGGGACUGGCAGUACCAUUUUUUGUAAUUUACAAAGAAAAUUUAGACUCUACCAUGUCGUUCAAUAUGAGACAUGCUCUUACCGAACUGCGUGUUUACGACGUAUUCUUGAAAUACUAUACGCCCGCUGAAACGAAUGCGAUAAAUUAUUUUAUCGGCAUGAUAGCGGGAAUGAUGUAUCAUCACGUCUCUCGAAAUAAUCUUCAAUCUGUAGCACAACACUUUCUGAGUAAAUCGACCGAAAUUAUACUAACCACGCUUCUUUUGCUUAAUGUAAUGCUGACGAUUCUGCCGCCGCUACCUUCCCUGUUCCGUGCUCUUUUCGGAACCGCCCUAAAGGCAAUGUUCGGAAUUGGAAAUGCUUAUCUGUACUUAUAUUUUGGCUUCAAGUCGAAAUCCAUUGCACGCGCGUUCCUCUCGCAUCCUGUGCUGAGGGUAAUCGCAAGACUAAGUUACUCUGUCUAUAUCAUCCAAUACUCGGUGAUUUACCCCAUGUAUACCAAUCUUAGCGUACCAAUCACCUAUAGUGCAUUCAGUUCACUUCUGCUCACAUCCUCGAUACUGUUCCUGUCUUUCAUUGGUGGGCUGCUACUGCAUCUCGUUGUCGAAACACCAUUUGCUAACAUUUUGAAGCAGGCAAUUGAUGGGAAGCUCCGUUUCCAGACGCAAAAUGUUAAACAGCUACACGAGAAAAGUUCAUAAUUGUCCAGCUCAGAAUAACAAUAUUACUAACACGUAUAUCCAAAGAUUAGAAUAAACAGAUUUGUUAAGUUCAAUCCAAUUAUGAACAUAGUCCAAUAAGUUAAGCAGCGAGAAACAAUGAAUACAUUUUUUUCAUGUUUGUAAAUUUCAUCCCACAGGGAACUGAUGGAACUCGCCAAAUCUAA
Molecule: messenger RNA, 2458 nt
Organism: Toxorhynchites rutilus septentrionalis
Lineage: Eukaryota; Metazoa; Arthropoda; Insecta; Diptera; Culicidae
Product: O-acyltransferase like protein-like
Exons: 10
Coding region: 348-2273 (641 amino acids)
Molecular function (GO): acyltransferase activity, transferring groups other than amino-acyl groups
Source: RefSeq, a predicted model, not a curated record